This is a messenger RNA of Pyricularia pennisetigena, 1644 nucleotides long. RefSeq lists its product as uncharacterized. Gene Ontology annotation, biological process: Golgi to endosome transport; endocytosis. Gene Ontology annotation, cellular component: clathrin vesicle coat; plasma membrane; endosome. The transcript has 4 exons. NCBI's taxonomy places the organism in Eukaryota, Fungi, Ascomycota, Sordariomycetes, Magnaporthales, Pyriculariaceae. The coding region runs from base 1 to 1644 and encodes 547 amino acids. Gene Ontology annotation, molecular function: phospholipid binding; clathrin binding. The record is from RefSeq and is a predicted model, not a curated record.
AUGGAUUGGAACGAUCUCAAAAGCACGGUGUCGAACCUGACAUUGUACGAUGUCAAGGCCGGCGUGCGCAAGGUCCAGAAUGCUGUCAUGAACUAUACCGAGAUGGAGUCGAAGGUCCGGGAAGCCACAAAUAACGAACCAUGGGGCGCAUCCUCUUCUCUGAUGCAAGAGAUUGCAAACGGCACAUUCAAUUACCAAACACUUAACGAAAUCAUGCCCAUGAUCUACCGCCGCUUCACUGAAAAGACGGCAGAGGAAUGGCGACAGAUCUACAAGGCCCUCCAGCUUCUCGAGUUUCUCAUCAAACACGGCUCUGAACGCGUCAUCGACGAUGCCCGCUCACACCUCACGCUUUUGAAGAUGCUGCGUCAGUUCCACUACAUUGACCAGAAUGGCAAGGACCAAGGGAUCAACGUGCGGAACCGGGCGAAGGAGCUGGCCGAGCUGCUGGGUGAUGUCGACCGCAUACGAGCCGAGCGCAAAAAGGCCCGCGCAAACAAGGCCAAAUACACCGGUGUCGAAGGUGGAUCAGGUGGCUUCUCGAGCGGCAGCGGCGGGCGUUUUGGCGGGUUUGGUAGCGAGUCUGGUGGCUAUGGGGGGAGCAGCGCCAACUACGGUGGAUAUUCUGGUGGUGUUUACGGCGAUGGCGGCGGGUUCGGAGGUCAGACAGACGACUGGCGUGGGGAGAGCAGCGGUGGUGGUGGCAGCAGCAGCCGUGCGGACAAGUUUGAGGAAUACGACGAAUUUGACGAGGGCGAGAAAAAGACUACUGCGUCGAGCAGCUCGGGUCGUGCCGGCGUCAAGCGAACCACUGGCGGGUCUUCUUCCGCACCUAAAAAGGCUGAGCCGCCAAAGAAGGAGCCCGAGGUCGACCUCUUCUCUUUUGACGAGCCGGAAACGACAUCCAUCUCGGCCCCAACCGUGGCGCCAUCAUCCAGCUCAGGCCUUGCCGCUUUGUCUUCCGCCAACGACGACGACGAUGAUUUUGAUGACUUCCAGUCCGCCGCCCCAGUCAACAGUGGCGGGCAGCCCUUGGCGGCUCCAUUGACGUCGAAUGCCUCGAGCGCACAGUUUGCCGCACCCAAGCCUGUGUCGGCUCCUCAACAGGCCAACUUGGGCAACAUGGUCGGCCUUUCCUCCAUCUCGCCGACCCCUGCAGCUUCGGCCAUCUCCCCGCCCCCCACCGCCAACUAUUCUUCUCUUAGCACUCCCCUCGCAGCCACGCCCUCGGGACCGCCCAAGCCAACUGGUUACUCGGCCGCCCAGCCCAACUAUUUUACAUCGGUCCAGGCUGGCGCCAGCCAAUCAACUCCGUCACUGCAAUCACGGCAGUCUACCUCUUCCGUUGGCUUCGGUGCCUCGACACCCAUGUCCUCAACCAGUGCAUCGCUUGGGGCUCCCAAGCCCAAUGCGGCGGCCAAGCCGGCGAGCGGCGAUGCCUUUGGCUCCCUAUGGUCGCAGGCUAGCAUCGGUGUCAAGAAGUCGACGACGCCAAGCGCUGGACCGGCGAUGGGUCAACUUGCCAAGGAAAAGAGCGCAGCCGGCAUCUGGGGCGCGCCUGCCACUUCUGGCAGCUCGUCCGGGGCAAACAAGCCUGCCGGCGGAAGCUCCCAGGGCGGUGCUAUGGGUGACCUCCUCGGCUGA